ACAACAACUCAUUCACAUCCCCUCUCUCUCUCUCUCUCUCUUUUCGAUCGGAAGCUCACAUUCUCAUACUCCAUUGUCGACCUCCGCGAAGAAACCCUAACCCUAGCCCUAGAAUCCACCCCACCGCCUCCCUCGCGCGAUCUCUCUUCUCCACCUCGACUGCGUACGAGAUUUGGUAGAUCCGUGGAAGAUCUCGAGUUUUGGUAGCAUUUUUUGGGAUUUUUUUUUUUGUUGGUUUGAUCUCGUCGUUUUGAUUCGUCGUGCGUCGAAUGCGAGGGUUUCGGAGGGGGGAGGGGGGGAUGAGAAGGCGACGGGGACGAUGAGUGGGGGGUCGGUGGGUCUCCGCUCCGCGAGUUAUGGGUCGCUGCAGCAAAUGGCGCACAACAAUAGCAACGGCUCCGCCGCCGAGUUGCCGAUCCCCUCCCCGUCUCCGCCUCUCGCCGCGCGGAGCAAGCCCUCGAAGACGCUCCUCUCGGGAUCGAGGGAGAAGGAGAGGUUUCUUCAGUGGAUCUGUAAGAUCGUGUGCCGGCGCAAGGUCGGGAUGCUCCUCUUGCUCGCCGUCUCCGCCGCGGUGCUUUGCUCGUUGUUCUCCAUCCUCAAAGAUGAGGAUGCACCAACGGCUAUUGAGACUAACUUGGGUUUCUCAACUCGUGUCCGAAGCUUUGUAAAUCCCACCAGGAACUCGGUAAGGAAUUCAAGGCCUUCCUUGAUCCCUGUAGAAACCAACAGGGUGAAUAGAAAAUUACCUGCUGACCAACUCCCUGCUGCUACUCACAAUCAAAUCCAGCGUCCUCCAAUUCUUCCUCCGAGUGCAAAUUUUACACGCCAUCCUUGUGAAAAUUUCUCAUUUCCUCCUCCACCACCUGAUAGGAGGCGCAUUGGGCCACGCCCAUGUCCUGUUUGUUAUGUUUCUGUGGAGGAGGCAAUUGCACGCAUGCCACCGUUGCCAUCAGAAUCACCUGUACUUAAGAAAUUGAAUUAUGUUUCUGAUGAUACCUCCGUUCCAACUGAGUCAAAUCGAGGUUCAGAAUUUGGAGGGUAUAUUUCUCUGGAGCAGAGGAGCAAUUAUUUUGACAUAGUGGAAUCGAUGACUGUGCACUGCGGAUUUGUAAAAGGGAAGAAACCUGGUCAAGGGACCGGAUUUGACAUUGAUGCAGAUGCCCUUUUUGAGAUGGAGCAAUGCCAUGGCGUGGUCGUAGCUACUGCUAUUUUUGGAAACUAUGACAUAAUGCAACAGCCAAAGAACAUCAGUGAAUAUUCAAAGAAGGAGGUAUGCUUUUAUAUGUUUGUGGAUGAGGAAACAGAAGCCUACAUAAAGAAUUCUAGUCUUCUGGACAGCAGUAACAGAGCUGGGCUAUGGAGACUGAUUCUAGUACGCAACCUCCCUUUUGCAGAUCCAAGGCGGAAUGGAAAGGUACCAAAACUUUUGCUCCAAAGACUUUUUCCCAAUGCCAGGUAUUCUCUUUGGAUUGAUGGAAAGCUUGAGCUUAUUGUGGACCCCUUUCAAAUUCUUGAGAGAUUCCUAUGGAGGAAGAAAGCCACAUUCGCAAUAUCUAGACACUAUAGACGCUUCGAUGUUUUUGAAGAGGCAGAGGCCAAUAAAGCAGCAGGAAAGUAUGAGAAUGCAUCAAUCGAUUACCAAAUUGAGUUUUACAAGAGCGAGGGUUUAACUCAUUAUUCUCCUGCCAAGCUUCCUAUAACAAGCGAUGUUCCUGAAGGUUGUGUGAUCAUUAGAGAGCAUACCCCCAUUACCGAUCUCUUCACAUGUCUCUGGUUCAAUGAAGUUGAUCGUUUUACCUCCAGAGAUCAACUCAGUUUCAGCACCGUGAGGGAUAAAAUAAGGUCGAAAGUGAAUUGGACUGUAGACAUGUUUAUGGACUGUGAACGACGCAACUUUGUUGUUCAGUCAUAUCACAAAGACUUGCUAGAGCAAAGAAAGGCCUCAUUAAGUAAUCAACUGCCCCUGGCUAUUCGUCACGAAUUACCUCCGAAAGUGAUUCAGAGCAUUCCCGCAGAUGAUGGGCUUUCAAGAAGCCAGCCAGCAAAGCCACCUCCUCCAGCGAAGGUGCCAAUGAGGCGUGGGAAAAGACGGCAUCACCCUCGGGCUACCACUGGAAAGGAUAGCAGUUCAGUCUGAUUCUUCUUUUCUCAUUUUGUUUUCGGUAAUUCUUUUAGAACCCAGAUCCCUAUGGGCCAUACUCAUUGUUGAGGCCGCAUUUUUGCUCCGUUUGUAGAGUGCAGAGGCUUCGCUUUUUCCUGUUCGUCAAAAAGUUUUGUUAACAGUUUUCAUAGCUAUUCAUUGUUACUGUAAAUAAUCAACUAUAAAUAAAGCAGCUUUGGAGUUGUUGUUGCUUUCCA
Messenger RNA from Ananas comosus (pineapple), 2358 nucleotides. RefSeq lists its product as uncharacterized. The transcript is spliced from 9 exons. NCBI's taxonomy places the organism in Eukaryota, Viridiplantae, Streptophyta, Magnoliopsida, Poales, Bromeliaceae. The record is from RefSeq and is a predicted model, not a curated record. Bases 320 to 2137 code for a protein of 605 amino acids.